Octopus sinensis (East Asian common octopus) is the source of this 722-nucleotide messenger RNA. Its product is annotated as chromodomain-helicase-DNA-binding protein 4-like. The transcript has 2 exons. Gene Ontology annotation, biological process: negative regulation of transcription by RNA polymerase II; chromatin remodeling. The record is from RefSeq and is a predicted model, not a curated record. Bases 161 to 601 code for a protein of 146 amino acids. NCBI's taxonomy places the organism in Eukaryota, Metazoa, Mollusca, Cephalopoda, Octopoda, Octopodidae. Gene Ontology annotation, cellular component: chromatin; nucleus. Gene Ontology annotation, molecular function: DNA binding; histone binding; ATP binding.
AAUGUUCGACAAUUCGCAGGAUAAUAGCAAUAUUCACGUUAUUGUUGAGUCUAAUGUUUAGAAAGAGAAUUCGACGAGAUUGCAUCCAUAUCAGACUGAGGGAGUCAACUGGCUGACCCAUUCGUGGAAGAAUAACAUAAAUACAAUUUUGGCUGACGAAAUGGGGUUGGGCAAGACCAUUCAGAGCAUAAUGUUUCUCUCCAAACUGUUCACCGAAGAGAAAGUGACUGGUCCAUUCCUGCUGACAGUACCUUUGAGUACACUCAUCAACUGGGAAAGGGAGUUUGAGAUAUGGGCACCACAACUAUACGUGGUCACCUACAUCGGGGAUAAAAAGAGUCGGGCAAUCAUCAGUGAAUAUGAAUUCGAGUGUGUGGACAGUGACAAAGUGAGGUCAAGAAAGAAGCCCCACCACCGACAGAGGCAAAGACGUGUCACCAAAUUCCACGUGUUAUUGACCUCAUAUGAGCUGAUAUGUAUUGACAAGAAGAUUCUGUCGACAUAUGCCUGGAAAGUGCUUAUUGUGGACGAGGCACACAGACUUAAGAAUAGUUCUUCCAAGGUUCCCAUUCUUCUUAUUCUUAGUUCUUCCGAAUAUUAACUCACUACUUGUUCGGUUACAGGCUAAAGUUCACGGACAAGUGGAGAUCUACGGACUGAACUACCGUCAACAGAAGGCGUUUUACAACAACGUGAUGAGAUACGGGUUGCCGAAUACAAGA